Messenger RNA from Lontra canadensis (Northern American river otter), 3234 nucleotides. RefSeq names its product protein kinase N3 (gene PKN3). Gene Ontology annotation, biological process: protein phosphorylation; signal transduction. Gene Ontology annotation, molecular function: protein serine/threonine kinase activity; ATP binding; small GTPase binding. The coding region runs from base 284 to 3133 and encodes 949 amino acids. The transcript has 22 exons. Lineage: Eukaryota; Metazoa; Chordata; Mammalia; Carnivora; Mustelidae. The record is from RefSeq and is a predicted model, not a curated record.
CAGGAAAGGGACACUGGGCCCCAAAGUCCGCGGACCGUGGGAGCCGGGGAGGCGCGGGGGCCCCGGGUUGGGGAGUAGGGUCCCGGGCGCUGACCUCUCGCGCCGAGAGGCGGCGCUGAUCCCAGGUCCCGCGAGGGCCAGCGGACUUCGGGAGGGGGCGCCCGAUCCCGCGGCUCCGGCUCCGCUUCCCGGGAAGUUUCAAGUUUGAAAGUCCUGGCGGAGGGGCCGGGGCUUCCGGAACGGCAGUGGUCGAGAGGAGGGGCGGUGCGGCCAGAGCGGCGCCAUGGAGGAGGGGGCGCCGCGGCAGGUGAACGGCGCCGGGAGAGGCCGGGCUGCGGGCGCGGGCCGAGGGGCUCGGGAAGUCUCAUGCACGCCGCGGGCGCCCCGAGCUCCGGCCGCGGCGCCGAGACCCGACCCCCAGCCCCUGCCCGGUCCAUUCUCAGCCCCGGCCCCGGGCUUCGCUACACCUCGCGGGGCAGAGCUGAGCAUGGGGCCUGGAGCCGACCAGCGGCCCCCUGAGGAUGAGAAAGAGGUGAUCCGCCGGGCCAUCCAGAAGGAGCUGAAAAUCAAGGAGGGGGUAGAGAACCUGCGGAGGGUAGCCACGGACCGCCGCCACCUGGGCCACGUGCAGCAGCUCCUGCGUUCCUCCAACCGCCGCCUGGAGCAGCUGCACGGAGAGCUGAGGGCGCUGCACGCACGCAUCGUGCUGCCGGACCCCGGGCCGGGCCUGGCCGAGCCUGUGGCCCCAGGCCCGCCGCCCCCCGUGGAGCAGCCCAGGGCUCGGCACCUAGAGGCUCUCCAGAGGCAGCUGCAGGUCGAGCUGAAGGUGAAGCAGGGGGCAGAGAACAUGACCCGCACGUAUGCCACCGGCACACCCAAGGAGAGGAAACUCCUGGCAGCGGCCCAGCAGAUGCUGCGGGACAGCCGGCUGAAGGUGGCCCUGCUGAGGAUGAAGAUCAGCAGCCUGGAGGCCAGUGGGGCCCCGGAGCCAGGUCCCGAGCUGCUGGCAGAGGAGCUGAGACACCGGCUACGCAUUGAGGCCGCUGUGGCUGAGGGAGCCAAGAAUGUGGUGAAGCUGCUGGGUGGCCGGCGAACGCACGACAGGAAGGCGCUGGCCGAGGCUCAGGCCCAGCUCCAGGAGUCCUCCCAGAAGCUGGACCUCCUGCGGCUGGCCUUGGAACAGCUGCUGGAGGGACUUCCUCCGGCUCAUCCUCUGCGCGGCCGGGUGGCGCGGGAGCUGCGGACCGCUGUGUCUGGGAAGCCCCAGCCCUCGGGAGUGCUUGUGAAGCCUACCGCUGUGACAGGGACGCUGGAGGUCCGCCUCCUGGGCUGUGAGCAGCUGCUGACAGCUGUGCCUGGACGGUCCCCAGCGGCCGCGCUGGCUGGGAGCCCCUCCCAGGGCUGGCUCCGGGGCAGGGCCAAGCCGCAGCGUGGUGGAGGAGACCUGGCCAGUGAGGUGCUGGCCGUGCUGAAGGUGGAUAAUCGUGUCGUGGGCCAAACUGGCUGGGGGCCGGUGGCCAAGCAGUCCUGGGACCAGACCUUUAUUGUCCCCCUGGAGCGGGCCCGGGAGCUGGAGAUCGGGGUGCGCUGGCGGGACUGGCGGCAGCUGUGUGGCGUGGCCUUCCUGCGGCUGGAGGACUUCCUGGACAAUGCCUGUCACGAGCUCUCCCUCAGUCUGGUGCCCCAGGGCCUGCUCUUUGCCCAGGUGACUUUCUGUGACCCUGUCAUUGAGAGGAGGCCCCGGCUGCAGAGGCAGAAACGCAUUUUCUCCAAACGCCGAGGUCAGGACUUCCUGAGGGCUUCGCAGAUGAACCUCAGCAUGGCGGCCUGGGGACGAUUGGUCAUGAGCCUGCUGCCUCCCUGCAGCUCCCCAAGCACAAUCAGUCCCCCCAAAGCGUGCACCGAGACCCUGUCCACACCCCGGGCUGACCCUGCCUCGCCCAGUCAUUUCCCACCCAAGAAGAGCCACUUGGGAGAAGAGACAAGGCCCCCGCCCAAGCCCCCACGCCUCUACCUGCCCCGGGAGCCGACCCCCGAGGAGAUCCCGCGCACCAAACGUCCCCACAUGGAGCCUAGGACACGUCUUGGGCCGCCUCCUCCUGCCUCAGUCACCAGGAGAGCCCCCCGGCUUCAGGACUUCCGCUGCUUGGCCGUGCUGGGCCGGGGACACUUUGGGAAGGUCCUCCUGGUCCAGUUCAAGGGCACGGGGAAAUACUACGCCAUCAAAGCGCUCAAGAAGCAGGAGGUGCUGAGCCGGGAUGAGAUGGAGAGCCUGUAUUGCGAGAAACGCAUCCUGGAGGCCGUGGGCCGCACGGGGCACCCCUUCCUGCUCUCCCUCCUUGCCUGCUUCCAGACCUCCAGCCAUGCCUGCUUCGUGACCGAGUUUGCAGCUGGUGGCGACCUCAUGAUGCAGAUCCACGAGGAUGUCUUCCCUGAGCCCCAGGCCAGGUUCUACCUGGCUUGUGUGGUCCUCGGGCUGCAGUUCUUACAUGAGAAGAAGAUCAUUUACAGGGACCUGAAGUUGGAUAACCUUCUGCUGGAUGCCCAGGGUUUCCUGAAGAUCGCAGACUUUGGGCUGUGUAAGGAAGGGAUCGGCUUUGGGGACCGGACGAGCACGUUCUGUGGCACCCCCGAGUUCCUGGCCCCGGAGGUGCUGACCCAGGAGGCCUACACACGGGCCGUGGACUGGUGGGGGUUGGGUGUGCUGCUCUACGAGAUGCUGGUGGGUGAGUGCCCAUUCCCCGGAGACACGGAAGAGGAGGUGUUUGACUGUAUCGUCAAUGCGGAUGCCCCAUAUCCCCGCUUUCUGUCGGUGCAAGGUCUCGAGCUCAUUCAGAAGCUCCUGCAGAAGUGCCCGGAGCAGCGCCUAGGGGCAGGUGAGCAGGAUGCGGAGGAGAUCAAAACCCAGCCCUUCUUCAGGACCACCGACUGGCAGGCCCUGCUCGCCCGCUCCGUCCGGCCCCCGUUCCUGCCCACGCUCUGUGGCCCUACAGACCUGCGCUACUUCGAGGGCGAGUUCACGGGGCUGCCGCCAGCCCUGACCCCGCCUGACCCCCGCUGCCCCCUGACCGCCCGCCAGCAGGCUGCCUUCCGAGACUUCGACUUUGUGUCUGAGAGAUUCCUGGGGCCCUGAGGGCCUCUCGGGUGCGUCCACCCUGUCUCCCCAGAUGCAUGCCCUACCCUGGAGGCCUGGGCCUCCCUGGGUUAUUUGUGGGUCUUGGGCCUUGAAGUGGC